Messenger RNA from Rana temporaria (common frog), 1394 nucleotides. Its product is annotated as oocyte zinc finger protein XlCOF8.4-like. The record is from RefSeq and is a predicted model, not a curated record. The transcript has 6 exons. Lineage: Eukaryota; Metazoa; Chordata; Amphibia; Anura; Ranidae. Gene Ontology annotation, molecular function: RNA polymerase II cis-regulatory region sequence-specific DNA binding; DNA-binding transcription factor activity, RNA polymerase II-specific. Bases 125 to 1228 code for a protein of 367 amino acids. Gene Ontology annotation, biological process: central nervous system development; regulation of transcription by RNA polymerase II. Gene Ontology annotation, cellular component: nucleus.
AGUGGUUAGAAGCUUAUAUGCAAAUAUGAGAAGAACUAUCCUUACCUCUGCAGGGAGAUGCAGUCGAUCAAAUCGUAGCAAAGAGGGAUGAUGAUGGCAGCAAGGUAACUUCUAUUGUUGGGAAAUGUAUAUAGUGAUUGCUGAUUUCUCUCCACAGGAUAAUAUUGUUGUGAAGAAGACAUCAGGAGAUGGACAGAACCCCAUUAUGGUUCCUCUACUUUCCUUACUGGUGCCAGAAAGAAACAAUGAGCAGAAGAUUUUGGAAGUCACCCAGACGAUCGUUGGGCUUCUGAUGGAAGAGAGUGGAAACUGGAGCAAGUUUAAAGUUAGGAUCAAAAAAGAGAUAAAAGAAGAAAAAGAGGAGGAGGAUGUUGUGAUAAAGGAGAAGGAGUGUUUAGAAGGACACAAGGAUCUCUACAAGGACGUCAUGAUGGAGAAUCAGCCGCCCCUCACAUCACCGGAUAGAUCCAGUAAUGGGAACCCACCAGAGAGAUGUCCCCCUCCUCUGUAUUCCACACAGAAAGUUCAAACCGUCCCCCACCAUCAUCAGGGGGAAGAAGUGAUGGGUAUAAAAAUUGUGAUGAAAGAGGAAGAAGAGACAAUUGUGAUAGAUGAUCAGUUGCCUAUAAAAGAGGAUCAAAUGAGGGUGACGGUUACCAAGGAGGAAUCUUCUCUAGAUGGCAGUAUAGGAGGCCACAGAAGAUGGAAUACGUCAGAAGGACGUCUUCUUUUAUCUGCACAUUAUAACAAAGACGAUAAUGACACGGCGCACCAUUCUCCAGGAGUAAGCUUCGUUACUCAAAAUAUACAUCACAAACAUAAUCAUAUGGAUUAUGAAAACGCAUUUAUGAAAAACCACGAUCUGGUGGUACACCAGAGAUCCCACACCAGUGAAAAGCCCUUUUCGUGUUCCCAAUGCGAGAAACUCUUCAUAAGGAAAUCCGGACUUGCUCAACACCGGAGAACCCACACCGGGGAAAAGCCGUUUUCGUGUUCCGUUUGUGGGAAGUGUUUCAAAGAGUCGCAACUCAAUAGACACCACCGAGUCCACACCGGGGAGAAGCCCUUUUCAUGUUCUGAGUGUGGAAAGUGCUUCUCCGAUAAAGGGAACCGUGAUAAGCACAUGAGAAUUCACACCGGGGAGAGGCCGUUUUGCUGUCCGGAAUGCGGUAAAUGUUUUGCACAGAAAGUGACGCUAAUCAUCCACCAGAGAACACACAAUACCUGAGGACACGGAAAAACUUAUGGUGGAGUUUCAUAGACUGAACUGUUAUGUUCUUAGAACAAUCAUACAGAAACAAGUAAAGCAGUCAGAAAGGAUCAGCCAACCCAUGUGGAUUAUUUUCGUUUUAUGGUUGUUUGUGCUUCAUUAUUUAAAAAAUAGUUAAUUUUGA